AUGAGAAGCCACCUGUUAGCUCUACUGCUCUCUCUAAUUACUGUUAUCCUACCCCUGAGAUGUGGCUGCACGGCCAUUAUCGGAGGACACCUUGUGUGUCCUCAUUCCUGGCCUUAUAUGGCUGCUAUCCAGAGAAAGAAUUUAACUGAGUGUGGAGGAGCUCUUGUGGAAAAGCAAUGGGGUUUGACAGCAGCGCAUUGCUUAAAUUGGCCUCUGCUGAAGGAUGAAUCUACUAAAUGCCAAUUGAAACUAGAUUAUACUUUCCUUCCUUUCUGCAUGAGAAAGCAUUUUUUUUUUUCUUUUUUCCAGCUGAAUAAAUACGUGCAACUUUUGCCUCUGCCUGACUCUUGUGAAGAUACCAAACCUGGCACAACAUGCAAGGUGGCCAGCUGGGGAGUCACAUCUUCAGGAAAGCCAUCAAAAUAUCUUUGGAAAGCAACUCUUAAAAUUGUUGGUAGAAAAAGCUGUGAGAGCAAAUAUGGAAAUUACACAAAAAUAACCAGCAACAUGUUGUGUGCUAUAGGGAAAAGAAAUUUGAAGAGAGAUGGUUGCCAGGGAGAUUCAGGUGGGCUGUUAAUCUGUGCUGGUCGAUACAGUGGGAUUGUUUCUUUUGGAAAAGUAUGUGGAAGAAGAGACAUUCCUGGAGUUUAUACAUGACUGACUGAAAAAUGUAUUGACUGGAUAAAAAAAAAUAAUUUCCCUUCACAGAGAUCCAUGAGACAGGCAAGACAGUUUUAA
Messenger RNA from Harpia harpyja (harpy eagle), 738 nucleotides. RefSeq names its product granzyme A-like. NCBI's taxonomy places the organism in Eukaryota, Metazoa, Chordata, Aves, Accipitriformes, Accipitridae. The record is from RefSeq and is a predicted model, not a curated record. Gene Ontology annotation, molecular function: serine-type endopeptidase activity. Gene Ontology annotation, biological process: proteolysis.